Sinocyclocheilus grahami is the source of this 4510-nucleotide messenger RNA. RefSeq names its product genetic suppressor element 1-like. The record is from RefSeq and is a predicted model, not a curated record. Bases 124 to 3447 code for a protein of 1107 amino acids. The transcript has 16 exons. Lineage: Eukaryota; Metazoa; Chordata; Actinopteri; Cypriniformes; Cyprinidae.
CCUUCACUCACUCCACUGCGGCUCACUCAGCGCUCUCGACCGCUGCGCUGCCGCCGGAGCACCGCCAUGGAUUUACUCCAGCUCUAAAUACGUGGGAAACACGCUUUUCUUCUGUUUUAAGGUAUGAGCCAUGAACCAAAGUCUCCAUCAUUAGGCAUGAUUUCGGCAGCACCAUGCAGCAUGGCGACUGUAAGCCCCCUCACUCCCUCCCCCAUCAGCGGAGCAAUGGUAGCCAACGGGAGCCCCGCGUCCCAGUCUGGACACUCAGGAUUCGCCGCCGCUCUCCGCAAGCUAGCCAAACAGGCCGAAGAGCCAAGAGGUUCCAUAAGUAGCGAGUCAUCACAUGUUUCCUCCCCAGUGACCAAUCACAUUUCUCCGGUCAGUACGCCGAAGCGGGUUGCCAUGGGUGCCAGCCUGGGCCCACCCACAGGCACCCCUCCUGUGGUCACCAUCGCCCCGACUAAAACAGUCAAUGGCUUUUGGAGGUCUGAAGGACGCCAGGCUGAUGCAGGAUUAAGAGGGUCCGGCCAUGAGCGUUUGGCCCCAGAUCGGCCUUUACCAGGCCAGGAGAAGCCCUCCUUCUCUCUCCCUCCAUACCUGGGUUCAGCCCAUCCUUUCAGCAUGACCCCGAGUGCACUGAUGCAGGACCCGCGUCUGCAGACUCACUUGUCCCGGCAGGUUCCUCAUAUGCUGCUAGCAGGGGCUCAGGAUGAGUAUGUUCGCGAUGGCUUUCGUCCGUAUGCCUCCGCUGAAGAGCUGCACAUGCCUUUAGGGUUCCCUCUAGGGCUCAGCCCAGGAACUGCAGCCGACGCUCUGGCGUACUUUCACUCAGGAUAUUUGCCUCACCCCUCGCUCGCUUCAUACAGGAUGGAGGAUUAUUACAGUCUGUCCGCUCUCCGCUCGCAUUACUACCCGCUUCCAGAGGGGGGAACCCUGCAGGCCCUCCACCCGUCUGCUGUGCACCUGCCCAUGCCGGGCGUCUUUUACCCUCCUGACAUCGCACACCAGUCGCUGUCAGCGCUGCACUCUGAGAGGCUGCAGAUGGAAGAGGAGCUUCGCCAGCAGGAGAGGGAACGAGAGCGAGAGAAGGAGAGAACGCGUGAAAUCCAACGAGAGCGGCAGUGGGAACAGGAGGUGCAGAGAGAGAAGGAAAGAGAGCUGGAGAUUAAAAAAGAGCGAGGCAGAGACAUCCAGGCGGUCAAGGCCGUGGAGAAACGCCACCUGAGUCACGAGCCGCCAGCCAGCCAACACUCGAUCUCACAGUCUCAUCCGUACACACACCGGCAGCCCGUGAAGGAACGAGGCACGCUGGAGGAAAGACUCGCUGCUAACAGACCCGAUAAACCCAAAGAAACGCCACUGCUCAUGCCUCAGUCUGGUCCAUACUCAUCCUCAGGAGGUCCUUCAUCCAUCUCAACCUCAGGCCCUGGCCUCUCUUCAAGCAUCCAGUUUGGGAAGAGCCACAGACCCAUGGUAACUCCCAUGAUGCUCCAGCGGCAGGAGGACGAUGACAGAUGGCUCUCCAGACAGAGAACGCUGAAGGUAGAGAAAGCGGACAGACACAGCCAGGAGUUUCAUCAGCAAGACAAGCAGCAGGAUGUUGGUCGAACCGCAGAACCAGCAGAACAGAGACAGACUCACAGGUAUGGCACACACCAUCAUGACAGGGGUGUCAGAGACAUGCCUCAACCUCUAGGGGCGCCGCCACCUCUCAUCACCCCCAAACCUCUUCCUCGGGACCAGCACCCCUCUUCUCCUGCUCCCAGCAGACUCUGGAACCCCGUCUCCCUCCUCAGCUCGCCCUCUGACCGCCCUCUGUCCCACAUCCGUCCUUACUCAGGCCACAGCAGAGCAAAACCUCCUGAGGAGGACGUCAGACCCUCCACCAUGCGGGUUAGCAGCCUCCUGGAGCCUGGCAAAUACCUGGCGGAGCUGGAGAAAUCCACCUGCAGCUUCCUGAACCAGCAGAGGGCCGCCUUCUCCCAAUUGGGACAAUCUGCAGACAACAGGCCACCCCAGGGACCGGCUCUAGACAGGACAGACCCCAUGAUGGUGUAUGACCAGGCUCUCCAGCAGCACAGGAGACUCGUCAGCAAGCUUGACCUGGAGGAGAAGAAACGCAGGGAAGCCAGAGAGAAAGGUUAUUACUAUGAAUUAGAUGACUCCUAUGAUGAGAGUGAUGAGGAGGAAGUUCGAGCUCAUCUGAGAAGAGUCGCUCAGCAGCCUCCUCUCAAACUAGACACAUCUACAGAGAAGACAGAGUUUCUGUGUUUGUUUGGACUGACUACUCUCUCUAAGCGGGAUGAGCUGCUGGAGAUGAAGAGGAGGAAGAGGAGGAGGAUGUUGCAGGAGCGAGUCCCUUCACCCUCAGCCGUGCCGAGCAAACGUAAGACUCCGUCUCCUCCUCAUCCUCCGCUCAGCACGCACUUCACCCCAGAGGAGAUGGACCGCACUGAUGAACUGGAUGACAAGAAACACUUCCUCAGCAUGUUCGACCUCAGCCAUGUCAGUCUGGAAGAAAGACAAAAGAAUAAGAAGAUCAUGGACUUGCUGGAAGCCAUCAAACAAAAGACUGUUACUUUGGACACCCUCAGAUAUGCCACAGAUACGCCCUGUUCCAGCCCGUCCACUUCAGUGUCUGCUGUCUCACAUCUCAAUCAGUCAGUCAGUAAUGUUCACCCUGAACCCCAAAAUCACUUGCAUGAAAACCCUCAUCCGCCUCAAGACCCGCCACCACUGGCCCCUCUCCACACUCAAGGCCAACCCAACAUGACGUCCUCCAGCAGAAGAGGCCCGGGCCUGCAGGCCCUCGUCCGACCCAAGGACGAGCCGCCUGGACUGAACGGAGUAAAACUCCCCAUCUGGGAGCAAAUAAACUCUGAGGAGUUCGCACAGCACUUCCAUCAGUCCGUGCUGCAGUCCACUCAGAUAUCCCAGCAGAAACAGAAAGGUCGAGCGAAUGAGCAGUUUGAGCCCCCUGCGCUUCCACCUCCAGGCCUCCAGAGGGCGACAAACAAACUCCCUAAUGGACAAAGCAAUGGCCACUCCUGCCAAAUAUCAGCCCAACGCGUCUCUCCAGGCAUGAGGAAUGACUUCUCAGCUGAGGAGGGCGUCAGUUCAGAUGAAGACGAUGAGGAGGAGUUGUUCAGUCCCAGGUGGAAAGGGAUUGAGUCGAUAUUUGAGGCGUACCAGGAGUACAUGCAGGAGAGAAGUAUAGAGCAGCAGGUUCUCCAGAGCGAGUGUAGACGUCUGGAGACGCAGCAUUACAAUCUCACUCUGACAUCUGAGCAGCUUUCUCAUAGCAUGAGGGACCUGUUGGCACAGAAGCACAAUCUUGCGCUAAAGAGAGAUCGUAUGCAGGCCGAACUGGAGCACAUCAAGAAAUGUUUGACAUUGCCAUUAUUACACUGGCACAGAGGAUACUACAAGAGACCUUCUCCAAGGUGACCAUACUCACCCUGAAGAUGGGCCACAGAGUGACAGGGAGCAAUGCGGCCUCACAUGAGAACUUCAUUUACCGAACAUGUGAUGAUUUCAGCUUUGGCAUGAAGAAGAUAGACAAGCUAUUGUUCAUUAUCUGGUGCCAGAGUCUGACGCCUCACCUGCACUACAAGUCCAACCACUAGAUAUAACAAAACAGGCAUUUAACAGCCGUCUUGAAUAUCCAUUACUUGACAUACGGACUACAUUUGACAGGACGUUUGCCAAGAGGUGCAGAAAACCAACCCAGAGCUGGAUAUGCACUUACAACUGAUCUCUCAGACAUUUGGUACAAAACUCUUGUUCUGGAUGAUGGGCCGAUGUGGAAUUUAGUUCAAAUGUUUUCAUAUUUAUACAGUUUUUAAAAGAAUAUGAUUGUAUAAAAUACUCUCGAAUCACAUUUUUGUAUGUUUUUAUUAUUAACGAUUAAUUAUAAAAUUUGGAAUAUAAAUAUUUGAAUGCUUUUUGCAGGGAAAAAAUGUGUUGACAAGGUACUGCUGGUCAGAUCGGGAGAAAUGUUGGAGAAAGAAGGAACUGAAGUGGGUUGAAUUGAGUUUUCAUUUCAAAAUUUGGAAAAAAAUGUUAGUUUAUUAAUUGUAAUUGUCCGAAAGUCAUGAAAGUGUUUGUCAUAACAGUGUUCCUGUAUGUUUUCUUAUUCUCUCUUCGUCUCCCACCAAACCAAAAUUUCAAUCGACUAGUACACGGCUAUUUGAAAAUGGAAAAUAAACCGAUCCAAUGUGGGAAUUACUUUAUAAUAACUUUCAAUAAUGACAAACGGCAUAUAAUAUUUAGCAGACCAGCAGUUCAUGUACGUUCAAGUGCUUCAUGGCAGUUGUUUAUGUGAAUGUACAUUAAAUAAAUCAAGCAGUCGAUCAUGAUCAUAUGGAUAAUCAAAAAAUAUAAACAAAUAAUACAAAUAUAUUUAAAAUUGUAUAUAUAAAAUAAAUAAAAGCAAAAUGUAGCAGCUGAGGAUCUCAAAUAAUACCAGUGAAAUAAUAAUAAUACCAAUCAAUUGAAUAUUAUAUUUUCU